This is a messenger RNA of Propithecus coquereli (Coquerel's sifaka), 1386 nucleotides long. Its product is annotated as ficolin-1-like. The record is from RefSeq and is a predicted model, not a curated record. Lineage: Eukaryota; Metazoa; Chordata; Mammalia; Primates; Indriidae. The coding region runs from base 1 to 789 and encodes 262 amino acids. The transcript is spliced from 6 exons.
AUGGCCCCAGGGGUCACAGUCCUGGUUGUCCUGCUCCUGCACAUCAAGGACCUGCCUGCCUGGGCUGCCGACACCUGUCCAGAGGUGAAGCUGCUGGGUGUGGAGGGCUCCGACAAGCUCACCAUCCUCCGAGGCUGCCCGGGGCUGCCCGGAGCCCCAGGGCCCAAGGGGGAGGCGGGCGCCCGCGGAGAGAGAGGAGAACGAGGUCCCCCGGGAGCCCCUGGGAAGGCAGGACCACCCGGGCCCAAAGGUAAGGAGGGGACAAAGGGUGGGAGGCCUGAGCAGGACGCUCGGGCCUGCUCCGUGGACUUCUAUCGGGACUGGGCCUCGUACAAGCAGGGCUUCGGCAGUCAGCUGGGGGAGUUCUGGCUGGGGAACGACAACAUCCACAGCCUGACCGCCCAGGGAACCAGCGAGCUCCGUGUGGACCUUGUGGACUUCGAGGGCAAGCGCCACUUUGCCAAGUACAGCUCGUUUAAGGUGGAGGGCGAGGCGGAGAAGUACAAGCUGGUCCUGGGCGCCUUUGUCGAGGGCAAUGCAGGUGAUUCUCUGAUGUCCCACAACAACAAGUUCUUCUCCACCAAAGACCAGGACAACGACCUGAGCUCUUCCAGUUGCCCUGUGCUGUACCAGGGGGGCUGGUGGUACUCGGACUGUCACGAGUCUAACCUGAAUGGUCGCUACCUCGGGGGGCCCCACGAGAGCUUUGCCAAUGGCAUCAACUGGAGGACGGGCAGAGGGUACAACUACAGCUACAGGGUGUCGGAGAUGAAGGUGCGGCUCACCUAGCCCGCCGGGCCUCCUCCACACACACCUGCUGGCGGAGCCGCACCUGCGGGCGCGGUGGCAUCCGACGUCCUCCUGUGUCCCCAGCGGGAAUGUGCUCGUGCAGUGCCCCGUCAACCCGACAGACACGCCCCACAGCCUCACUGGAGGGAGAACUACGCUCCUAAAAAAUGUUUGCUUGCCGACGGGCUUUUCCAGAUUAAAUCUGUGUUUGUUGAAUCCCACUGGUUUUGAGCAUUUUCCCACCUCUGUUAAACAGCAGAGUGAGGACGCACAGUUAGCAGACGGGACGACUGAUGACCAAGAGACUGGGUGGCUUUCACAUGGACUGUCAACCUCCCUUAAUGGAUGUGAGGUGACCCCCCCCCCACUCCCGAGUCUCCCGUGGCCCCUCGUGACUCACAGCACUUCACGCAUCUUCAAACAGGUUGCUUUGGCCUAGAACACGCUCCUAAACGGGGGAAGUUAUGACGUGGCCUUUUCUCUUCCCGCCGUGGCGGAGUCGGUGCUCCGGGCGGGCUGCCCGCUGCAAAGAGACGAAACACCCGACACCGGUCCCGGGGAGGCAGGAGCGCAUGGGGCAGGCAGCUGGCUGCCCGA